This is a messenger RNA of Microstroma glucosiphilum, 1560 nucleotides long. RefSeq names its product MFS general substrate transporter. Gene Ontology annotation, molecular function: transmembrane transporter activity. The transcript is spliced from 2 exons. Gene Ontology annotation, biological process: transmembrane transport. The record is from RefSeq and is a predicted model, not a curated record. Bases 1 to 1560 code for a protein of 519 amino acids. Gene Ontology annotation, cellular component: membrane. Lineage: Eukaryota; Fungi; Basidiomycota; Exobasidiomycetes; Microstromatales; Microstromataceae.
AUGUUCCUAAUGGGCUGGUGUGAUGCUUCAAACGGCGCGCAAUUACCUUAUAUCCAGAAGUACUACGAUCUACAGUAUCUACAAGUAGCCACCUUGUUCAUCUCGAAUUUCGUUGGCUGGGUCUUGAGUGCUGUCCUGAACCCUUGGCUUACCGACCGACAGGGUCUAGGCAGAGCUCUCAUCGUCGGCGGCAGCCUGCUCAGCGUUGCCGAGGCCAUCAUUGCUGCUGCUCCCCCCUUCUUUGCUGUAGCCCUAGCCUUCGUCGUUGUCGGACUCGGCAUUGGCGUCCUCGGUGCUUCGACGACGAGUUGGGCCAGCGGCCGACCUGAUCCGACAGUCAAGUUGGGCAUUACUCUUGCCGUGUAUGGGUUUGGGGCCUUACUGGCCCCUAUUGCUGCUGGGGUCUUGGCCAGGGCUGAGGUCUUGUGGUCCCGCUUUUACCUGGUCUCCCUUGGUCUGUGCAUUCUGUGCACCGUCAUGGUGGCCAUUGCUUUCAAGGGCGAAAGUGAGGAGAGCUGGUAUGCAAGGCGAGCUGCCUAUAAAGUGGCCGUACGUGACACCCAUAGCCCCUUGGCGAACUUGAGCAUCAACUCUCCCGCAGCAAAUUCUAGGACAGGUGCGCAUGAGCCUGUCCAUGCGAUGGAGAGGCGAGAUUCCCUUCCUCUUCCUCUUCCUCUUCCUCUUCCUCUUCCUCUUCCUGAAAGGCAUCCAAACGCUGCGCUUCGAUCAAGCACAGAUGCAACGCACGAAUCUCAAAUGAGUCCCCCAGGCGAUAGCCCUGGCCAUCCAGUCGAGAGAAAUCCCAACGACGCUCGAUCGAUGACGAUGGCGGACGGGACCGAGGCGAUCCGAAUGGAAGAGCAGCAGCGUCCACAGCAGGUGCUGAGAAACCGACGAGGGAACGCUUCCGAAGAAUCAAGAGAGCCAGCGACAGGAAGCUAUCCGCACACGGCAGCCAAGUUCAGGGGUUUGUCUCGAUUCAAACUCAUGUGGAUCAUCUCCGCUUUUGCCUUCGCCAAUACGGGCACAGAAGUGGCCAUCGGAGGCUGGACGUCCUCUUACCUUCGAGACUAUCGAGGCAGUGGAGGGGAAGCUGAAUGGAUCGUCAGCUCGUUCUGGGGCGGUGUAAUGGUAGGCCGUAUUGCUCUGAUACCGGUCAGUCGCCGGAUCGGCGAGCAGACGGCCAUCUAUACCUACCUUGUUGCCUGGCUACUUCUUGAGGUCGUCGUGUGGGUAGUCCCAAACCUGAUUUCGACAGCGGUAGCGACCGCUUUGGCCGGCCUAGUUCUAGGGCCAUGUUUUCCAAUCGUGGCUUCUUUGACCACUCAAUUCGUUCGGCCGCGGGCUUUACAUACAGCAGCUCUUGGACUAGUCACCUGCUCAGCACAAUCGGGCUCCGCAUUCUUCCCAUUUGUCGUCGGCCUAUUGGCUCAAGCCAAAGGAGUGAGGGUGCUUCAGCCUUUUGUUGUUGCUUGUCUGUCUGCUCAGAUCGGCGUCUGGGGAGACACAGUAGUAGCGCCCAGCGGAGCCAAGAUUGAGGUCAAGAUCAUCUGGCUCUAG